AUGGGAAGGUCCAACUUCAACUGGACAGCGGCACAACAGCUGCGCAAGGUCAUCGCAGAACAGCAUGAGGACGGCCAGGUCCCCUCUGCGGGCGCCCGGCGGGAGCCGCCCAUUUUAGUCCGCGAGCACGGGCGCAGCGCCGAGCCCUUCGGCCGCUUCCGGCGCGAAGUGCCGGCCAGGAUGCUGCUGCCCUUGUCCCGCGAGUUCUUUACCAAGAUCGCAGGACCGGAGAAGCUGAUCAUCGUCAGCUGGACCACGGGCGCGCCGGAUCCGAGUGAAAAGGGCAGCCGCACGAACAUCGCGCUGAACCUGGCCCUCUCCAUCCGCAAGCACGCUUCGCGUUUGGAGCGGCACUUUGCAUACAUCUCCAUGGAUGCUGUGGCACAUCAGGUGAUGCAGGAGCAUGGCUUCAACUCGGCCCUCUGCGACGUCACCUGCCGCACCGCUGACCUGAAGGACGACAUUUGGAAGAUGCGGUGGUACCUCAUGCUGACCCUCACCUCCUUCGGGCUGCGCGCUUUGGUGGUGGACGCAGACAUCGUCUUCCUGGGGGACCCACUCAAGGAGUUUUAUGGCGACUCUGACAUGGAGGUGAUGACGGACCACUUCUUUCCGGAGAAGCACCUCUGGGAGCCUUGGGUCCGCGUGGAGGACCACAUCAACACCGGCUUCGUCCUCGUAAAGCCCAGCCAGCCCCUGCGCUUCCUCAUUGCCGACUUCUUGGAUUUGAACUGGGAGUCCGAGCAGGGAGGGGUGCGCCGGGAUGGUAUGGACCAACGUGUCUUCAACCACUUCAUCGUGAGGCAGAUGUCAGCGGACAUCCCCUUGGUGGUGGGUCGCUACCAAGACCUCAGCUUCGGGCGGGCGCAGUCCAUCGUGCCCGCGUGGCCUUGGCGUCAGGUGAACAUUCGGAUCCUGGACCCAGCCCGCAUCGCACAUGGCAUGAACUUCUUCUGGCGGCGGGCGCACCUGCUGACAAAGGUUGCGUUGCCACCCGUGGCGCACGUGAACGGCGCAGACCCCAAGGAGUACUUCCUGAGGGACCGCCAGGUGUGGUUUCUGGACGACUGGCAUGAUCGAUUCAACGAGUCGACCAGGUUCCUGACCUACGCGCAUCUGCCGGGCACCUUGAAGGAGGAUUUCUCUCAGCUGGCGGCGGCCGUGGAGGUGGCCAAGCUGCUGAACCGGCGCCUGGUGCUUCCCAGCACCAUGAACUGCCGCAACGCUCCCUCCUAUCGGGUUUGGAACCUGGAUCUCACGGUGCAGAUGGAGUCGGACAGUGGGAACUGCACCCUGGACUACUUCUCGUGGGCCAAGAACUUUCUGGACGCCCAUGCUGGCUUUGUGGUGGAGUCCAGCGUGCAGCGCGCUGAAGAGUUUCGACACCUCCAGUCCGAGCUGCUGGAGUUAGAAGCUUUGUCAGCAGAUCUCCGGAAAGACGUGCCGGUGCUGCGCCUGAAGGAUGUGCUCCAGGUCGCUGUCGGAUCCUUCAACGCCGAAUCCCGCGAGCCGGGCGCCAUGAUGACCCUGCCGGAGCGGGUGGGGAGGGUGAGAUAUCGUCUCUCCAAAAGCUCCGUCUCCGCGUGCGCGCAGCUGGGCUAUAGCCUGCGGAAGCCUGGAACGGACGAGAUGGGAGCUGAGUUUUCCCUGCCCCGAUCUCAGGCAGCUCAUCACCAGAGCCGCCUCAUGCGCCGGAGGAAGCGGAGGAAGAGGUUCAGCGGGGCCAAGCCUUUGCGCAGCUUCGCGGAAAUGGACAUGACACCAGAGGAGUGCAAGAAUGAGCGGUGCAAUGAGCCGGGCGCGUCAGAAGUCAACAUGAAGUCCGUUGACCUCGGUCGACUGGAAAAAGCGUUGACUGAGCUGGACGACUUCUCGCGGAGGUUAGCGCUGCUGGAGGCAUUCAACGCCUGUUCCCGCCCGGACUUGGACCCUGCCGCGACGGGACAACAUGAAGAACUUGCCAACACGAUGAAAUGCCUGGCGAAGCGCUUGGAUGAUUUGGAAAGAACGCCCCAGGCUGAGACUUGCCAGAUUGGGCAGCCGGGCUCCAUAUCUACCAUGUCCCAGCGCAUGGAUGACUUGGAGAAGCAAAUUCAGGCUGCACCGAACGAAGCUGGCAGGCAGGCUGAGUUCUCCAAUUUGUUGACACGCGUGGCGGAUUUGGAAAAGAAGGCCGACGCUGCGAUUGGCCAGAAUGGGCAGCAGGACACGCCCUUUGACAUGUUCCAGCGCAUGGACGACUUGGAGAAGCAGGUCAAGGCUUCACUGAACGCAGCUAGCAAAGAGGCUGAGUUCUCCAGAUUGAUGACACGUGUGGCGGAUUUGGAAAAGAAGACCGGCUCUGAUAAUGACAUGUUCCAGCGCAUGGACGACUUGGAGAAGCAAGUUAAGGCUGCACCAAACGAAUCUGUCAGGCAGGCUGAUUUUUCCAACUUGAUGACGCGCGUGGCUAAUAUGGAACAGAAGACCCGGGCUGAGAAUGGCCACGCAGGGCAGCAGGACAUGUUCCAGCGCAUGGACGACUUGGAGAAGCAAAUUCAGGCUGCACCCAAGGAAUCUGCCAGGCAGGAAGACUUUGCCAACUUGAUGACACGCGUGGCUAACAUGGAAAAGAAGACCCAAGCUGAGAAUGGCCAGGAAGGGCAGCAAAGCUCCCCCGACAUGUCCCAGCGCAUGGACGACUUGGAGAAGCAAAUUCAGAUGGCGCGCAAAGGGCAUGACGAUUUGUCAAACAUCGUGAAGCGGUUUGAGGAUGGCGCGACGAACUCUCAGGGCGCGGAUCAAUCACAGGGGCUAGCUGAGCUGUCCAAGCGGUUUGACAGCUUGGAGCAGGAGCUGUCGCGACGGCGCCUGGAGUUCUCCCGCCUGGAGGAGAUGGAGCACAAGCUAGCGGCGCAGGACGCCGGCGCCAAGGAGAACCUCAGCAACAUGAUCGACUGCUUGGACGACUUGGGAUCGAAGCUGGACGCCUCCCAGGAGGGCAAUAUUCAGACAGCACAGCGCCUGGCAGAAUUGGAGAAGUCGUUGGGCAAGACAAAUCCGACCUUGCCCGCCCGCGCUCUUGAAUCGCCUGCCGAAAAGCCGCGGCCAAAUGGGCGCAGCCCCAGGAGCAGACUUGCGACAUCGUUGAACGCUCCCAGCAGCCCGGCGAAAGCCAUGGUGAGAACGAAAAGUUCUUAG
Molecule: messenger RNA, 3180 nt
Organism: Effrenium voratum
Lineage: Eukaryota; Dinophyceae; Suessiales; Symbiodiniaceae
Source: the annotation of a GenBank genome assembly